CUGACACUCUAUACCGGAAGUGAUUUUACUCUUGGCUAACGACGCUAAGGAUUAAUGCGAGACGGCCGAACCACGAGCGUCUUCUUAUUGGAAAUAAUCAAUAGAUAUAUUGGAAUAUUUCGAGUUUCUAUAACAAAUGUACGUCGUUUUGUGCUCGAUCCUCCGUUAUGGUGACUGCUGCUCGCUCUUCUGGAGGUUUUAAUUGGUGAAAAAGGUCGAUUUGUCGCCUCCCCAGAUGUGGCCGCCGCCUCUUCUGAGACUUCUGUUCAUGAACGGCGAGGAUGCUCUGAUCAGGCGGCUGAGGCUCGGCCUGGAGGGAUGACAGGACUUUAGCAGACAUGGAGACAGGAGAGACACACAAACGGAUGAAAACGCCAUAUUUACAUUCUCAUCAUUAAAUCCACUCAGGAUAAAUGCCUAUUUUUAUAUAUCUUGUUAUUUAGAGCUCUUUUUGUUAGAUAUUGUAAAGCCAUACAGCCGUCACAAUGAGUUCCGAGGGCUUUCAGUACCAAGCGCUAUACGACUACAAGAAGGAGAGGGAGGAGGACAUCGACCUUCAUGUUGGAGACAUGCUGCUGGUCAGUAAAGGAGCGCUGCUGGCGCUAGGCUGCAGCAACGGAGCUGAAGAGCGACCUUCAGAGAUCGGCUGGCUGCCAGGCUUCAACGAGACCACGCAGGAGAAAGGCGACUUCCCUGGAACUUAUGUGGAGUUUAUUGGCAGAAAGAGGAUGUCCCCGCCCACACCGAAGCCCCGCCCACCCAGGCCACCAUCAGCAGCGUCUGUGAGGACUGACUCUGAGUCAGAGGGCUUUGUGUUGCCGGACCUCCCUGAGCAGUUCGGCCCCCCGGACACAUCCCCCCCCCUCUUGAACAGACUGAUGGAAGCCAUAGAGACCAAAGGUGUGGACAGCCUCGGUGUGUAUCGCAAUCUGACUGGAGCGGGACCGGACACCCGGCAGCUGGCCGACACUGACCUGGAGCAGCUGGAGGUGUCCUCCCUGUGUGACGGGGUGUUCCGGUUCCUUCAGGAUCUGCCCGGGCCCGUCCUCCCCUCCUCGCUGCAGGCUGAAAUGAUUCAAGCAGUGCAAGAGGUGCGGGACCUUGAGGAGUGCGCCCAGGUGCUGCGGGGGGUGUCCAGCUCGCCGACCUGCCCCGCCCAGUACGGCCUGACGCUGCUCAGUGUGGUCCGACACCUCGCCCGCCUCUGUCUGCACGGCUCCAGGAACCAGCUGAGCCCCCGGAGCCUAGCCGAGAGCUUCAGCCCCCCGCUGUUCAGACAGGCUGCAGGGUCUGACUCCAGUUUGGAUCCUCUGGUUCAGGUCCUGGAGGUUCUGAUAACCAGCGAGCUCAACAUGAUCCAGGCUGCACCAGCGUUGCCUCCCAAACCGGUGAAGCCAGUGGCUCCAGCUGCUGCAUGUAGUUUCAACAACAGCAUCUCCCUGCAGGACGCAGAGUGGUACUGGGGAGACAUCUCCAGAGAGGAGGUGAAUGAGAAGCUGAGAGACACCGCUGACGGAACUUUCCUGGUGCGAGACGCCUCCACUAAGAUGCAUGGAGAUUACACUCUGACUCUGAGGAAAGGAGGCAACAACAAGCUGAUAAAGAUUUUCCACCGAGAGGGAAAGUACGGCUUCUCCGAUCCUUUAACCUUCAGUUCCGUGGUGGAGCUCAUCAACCAUUACCGCCACGAAUCCCUCGCGCAGUACAACCCUAAACUGGACGUCAAGCUGCUGUACCCGGUGUCCAAACACCAGCAGGACCAAGUGGUGAAGGAGGACAGUAUUGAAGCUGUAGGGAAGAAGCUCCACGAAUAUCACCUGCAGUACCAGGAGAAGAACCGGGAGUACGACAGACUGUAUGAGGAGUACACCAGAACCUCACAGGAGAUCCAGAUGAAGAGGACGGCCAUCGAGGCGUUUAACGAGACCAUAAAGAUCUUCGAGGAGCAGUGUCAGACUCAGGAGCGCUUCAGCAAAGAGUACAUCGAGAAGUUUCGCCGAGAGGGCAACGACAAGGAGAUCCAGAGGAUCAUGGAGAACUACGAUAAGCUGAAGUCUCGGAUCAGUGAGAUCGUGGACAGUAAGCGUCACCUGGAAGUGGACCUGAAGAAACAGGCUGCCGACUACAGAGAGAUCGACAAGAAGAUGAACAGCAUCAAACCAGACCUGAUCCAGCUCCGCAAGACCAGGGACCAGUACCUCAUGUGGUUGACCCAGAAGGGUGUUCGUCAGAGGAAACUCAACGAGUGGCUGGGCCUGAAGAACGAAACAACCGAGGAUGAGUACAGCAUGGUGGAGGAUGAGGAGGAUCUUCCUCACCAUGACGAACAUCUAUGGCGUCUCGGAAACAUCAACCGCAUCCAGGCCGAGUCUCUGCUGCGCGGGAAGAGAGACGGAACCUUCCUGGUCCGAGACAGCAGCAAGCCGGGCUGCUACGCUUGCUCUGUGGUGGUGGAGGGCGAGGUGAAGCACUGCGUCAUCAACAAGACGAGCACCGGCUUUGGUUUCGCGGAGCCCUACAACCUGUACGGCUCUCUGAAGGAGCUGGUGCUGCACUACCAGCACACCUCGCUGGUCCAACACAACGACUCGCUCAACGUCACGCUGGCCUUCCCCGUCUACAGCCAGCAGAGACGGUGACCCAUCUGCUUUACUCUUCAUCCACACGUCAUCAUAGCUGCAAAACCAGAACCUGACCACAUGACGCGUUUACCGCUUGGCACAACAGCGUCCUGGUGCUGCACAUCUCAGUGGGCCAAUGAAUGUGUACAAUCCAGUACACUUAGGAUGAAGCUUUGUGUGAAGUGAAAUGCUUUGUUACAUCCUGUAGGAAUGGAUAACAAUUUAAAAGUUAUAUUUUACUGUGAAAGUCAUCAAUUACAGCUUUAUCUUCAUGAGGAAUAAGACUUCAGGACACCAGGUAUCUCCCUUAAAUUAACAAAAGCACUUUGAUUACUUUAAUGAUUUGGUGCCGGAGAUCAACAUUAAAUGCAAUUUACUCAUCAGAAAUGACAGACUUGAGGUCGGGAUCACGUGGGAAAUCAGUUGAGGGGCGUUGGAGUAAAAGAAAGACGUUCAUCAAUGCUCUCUGUCAUCCAAAUCUAAGAAAACAUAGUUUAAUUAAUGAAAAUGAUCAAAUUUAAUGAAGUUCUUCUUAGGUAUCGCUUUAAAGUGGCUACAGACAACUUUUCUGCUCUUAGACUUUUAAGACCGUUUUGACCUAGGAGCGCAGACCUUGGUGCUAUUAUGAUGGUGCUGAAAGAAAAUGCCCUUAGUAAUAAUCAGAAGGCAGUUUUGCUUCACACUUAUCUAGUAAAAUGCAAAUUUAAACAUCUCGGGUGUUGGAGCUCUCUCCAUCUACUUUAACUAAGUUUUUUAUCCCUCUUCACCUCCUUCAUCAUUGAGACUUUAUUUUAUCCUAAAGUUUCUUCAGGUGUAACAACGUCCAGCACUUGUGCUACCUUGGGAUCUUUACUUUUGAAACUUGGGAACGUCACAGGAGAAACAAAAUUGGGAUCUUCCUGUUCAGUUUCCCAGUGGCAGACAGUUACGAGGUGAAAGCGCGGCUGACAUGGAAACAAUCCAAACGCAGGUGGUUGUUAUUCUAUAUUAAAUAUUUUGAGCAAUCAACGUUUCCUCCAUAAUGAUACCUUAACGUGGGAAAACAAUUGUCUAUUGCUACUUUAAUGCAACCUAAGCCCAAGUACUUUCAGUUAUUGAAUGAAGCAAACACCUGAGAGGCGAGACGGAGGAAGGCCGUUCAGGUUAACCUACCUAAAGAACUUGAACGCUUCAUCGGAAACACCCUGUGUGAUCACGACCUCGAUGUAAGUCGAUUCGGCCAACGUGCCCCGUUUCCUGUCCGAGGAGAGAAGAUAAACUGAAGAGCCAAAGGUGACCUUGUUUUGUUGGAGCUGAAUCAGACUAAAGCUGAACUCCUCCUUUAAUUGUUACAGUGGCCCUGCACGUUUCAACAGAACAGAACCAAAUCUACGGACUGAUGAUGUCAAAGACAAAAAUGGCAGACAAUCGAGAGACGUUUCUUGCGUAAACACUGUGAGUGACUCUGGACAAGGUUAAACAUGAGCAAAUCAGAAGAAAAUAAACAGGAAACCUGCAUCAUUCAAAGACUCAACCCUCCCCCCAUAAUCCCAUCACUGUUUUUCAAGCUCUCGUUUCUUCAGGUGAGUUGGUUUGCCACCUAAGUAAGUGUUGUUUAAGUUUGCUGACCUGGACGGAGGAUUCUUCAAUUCUUUCAUUUCAAUAAACGUCCGUCAGCACAAAGAUUUACUCGUGCUGGAUAAAAACUGUGAUUAAAAAAGUUCAGGAAUGACGGAACUGGAUCUCUGGAUCUUCUCAAAGGAAUUUCAUCUUAAGUUUCAAGGACAGAAGCGCAGCCUGUAAACAUCACUAACCGCGGAUAUCUGAUUCCUGAUGUUUUCUCUAUGGAUUUUAUGUUUUCUUCUUUGUGCAUUUGGACACAUGGCUUUCUUAAAAACCAGGUACAGGAGAUACAACUCUCCAAGGAUUUUGAAGAAGCCCCAAGUAUUACUUAUUUUUUCCACAACUUGCAUUUAUUUUUGGAAAUCAAUACAUGGUUUCACAUUUGUUUGGAAAUGUCCAGAACUUUUCAAGCUCUUAUUUGACUUAUUCCACAGAAGUCCUGUUUUUUCAUUUUGACAUUGAAACCAAACUAGUGAACGCAAACAAGAAUCUGUAAUAUGAGACGAUAAGAAGUCGUAAAAAGUUAAUUAAGAAUUGUGAUGAAUAAAAUGAUUGGUCUGAAUGUUGAAGGCUAUUGGAGAAACUUUUGUCUCUGCUUAGUUUGAAACAAAAUCUGUAGAUAAAAAUAAUAUUCAUCA
Molecule: messenger RNA, 4861 nt
Organism: Eleginops maclovinus (Patagonian blennie)
Lineage: Eukaryota; Metazoa; Chordata; Actinopteri; Perciformes; Eleginopidae
Product: phosphatidylinositol 3-kinase regulatory subunit alpha-like
Exons: 17
Coding region: 486-2639 (717 amino acids)
Biological process (GO): insulin receptor signaling pathway; phosphatidylinositol phosphate biosynthetic process
Cellular component (GO): phosphatidylinositol 3-kinase complex
Molecular function (GO): protein binding; 1-phosphatidylinositol-3-kinase regulator activity
Source: RefSeq, a predicted model, not a curated record